Messenger RNA from Paramecium octaurelia, 655 nucleotides. Lineage: Eukaryota; Ciliophora; Oligohymenophorea; Peniculida; Parameciidae. The record is from the annotation of a GenBank genome assembly.
AUGAUUUUAGAAUUAAUUUUCCUAUUAACAGGUGUUCAAUCUAUUAUUCUCAAAUUCAAAGUUCCACCUGGUUAAUAAUAGUGCAUCAAAGACUCUGUGUCUUAAAAUACACUCAUAUACGGAAAUUACGACACCACAUCCUUACAUUACAGUUUUACAUUGAGUGUAUUCAAUCCAUACUAUCUUAUUUUAGAUUAUAAAUUCAUAGGAUUAAGAGUCAAUCAUUAUUCAGCAUGCAAAUGAUAUCAAUCAAUAAUUUCAUUAUGUAAUGGAAGAGUCAGGAGAAAUUUCUAUGUGCUUUGAAGUUGAGGAUUACGCAGAUGUUACAAUCUUUAAUCUGUUUUAUGAAAGCGGUACGAAAUCAUUAUUGAUAUCUAUUAUAGGAGCUGAAAUCUAUGACUAAGAUUUAUUGGCCAAAAAACAACAUGUUCUUAAUCUAAAUGAGACAUUAGACACAAUGGAAUAAUUGCAAUAAGAUAUAUCAAGAGAACAAUUGUUGAUUGUUGAUAGAGAAAAUAAAAGAAAACAUAGCUUUACCGAUAUUCAAACCAAAAUUAUUGGUUUUGCAGGCAUAACCUUUGGAUUGUUAAUAAUUGUGGGUGCUUGUUAAGUUAUAUAUGUCAGAAGAUUUAUAGUGUAUAAAAAAUUAGCUUGA